Molecule: messenger RNA, 1044 nt
Organism: Talaromyces marneffei
Lineage: Eukaryota; Fungi; Ascomycota; Eurotiomycetes; Eurotiales; Trichocomaceae
Exons: 2
Coding region: 1-1044 (347 amino acids)
Biological process (GO): amine catabolic process
Molecular function (GO): D-cysteine desulfhydrase activity; 1-aminocyclopropane-1-carboxylate deaminase activity; pyridoxal phosphate binding
Source: RefSeq, a predicted model, not a curated record
AUGGCCAGUGUCCAGCUUCCAGAGCCGUUCGCCAGCAUCCCUAGAGAGUCAUUUCUCUUUGGACCUUCACCUAUCCAAUAUUUGCCCAAAAUCACAAAAGCCCUUGGUGGAAAGGUUGGGAUAUAUGCAAAGAGAGAAGACUGUAAUUCUGGCUUCGCAUAUGGUGGUAAUAAAACCAGAAAAUUAGAAUAUCUUGCGUCGGACGCAUUAGCCCAAGGAUGCGACACUCUGGUCAGCAUUGGCGGUGUCCAAUCCAACCACACACGCCAAGUGGCAGCCGUGGCUACCCAGCUAGGAAUGAAGGUAGCUCUCGUGCAAGAAAAAUGGGUCAACUGGGAAGAUCCUGCAUAUGACAAGGCCGGCAACAUCCAACUCUCUCGACUGAUGGGUGCGGACGUUCGGCUGGAUCCAUCCACGUUCGGUAUCGAGCACAAGGACACGCUUAAAAAUUUGAAACAAGAAAUUAUUGGCAAAGGGGGUAAGCCAUAUUAUAUACCAGCGGGAGCUUCAGAUCACCCGCUUGGAGGGCUUGGUUUCGCACGCUGGGCUUUCGAAGUAGAACAACAGGAGAAGGAGAUGGGCAUCUUCUUUGACACGGUCAUUGUAUGUGCCGUCACUGGAUCAACCAUGGCCGGAAUGGUGGCAGGCUUCAAGUUAGCACAAAAGAAGAACGGCUCAAAGCCUCGCAAAAUAAUUGGGAUUGACGCCUCAGCAACAGUGAAGCAGACCUUUGACCAGAUCUUGCGCAUUGCCGUUGCAACUGGAGUGAAGAUUGGGUUGACCGAGGACGAUAUUACCGAAGAUGAUAUCAUCCUUGAUGAUAGAUACCAUGCGGGCGUCUACGGUGUUCCGGAUCAACAGACAAUCAACGCCAUUAAGUUCGGUGCAUCAACAGAAGCUUUCAUUACCGAUCCUGUAUAUGAGGGCAAGAGUCUUGCGGGCAUGAUGGAUAUAGUACAAAGAGAAGAACUUCCCGCUGGUAGCAAUAUUCUAUACGCACAUCUUGGAGGACAACUUGCUUUGAACGUUUAUACGGGGAUGUAG